UCUGACUUCACUUCAGCUUGAUUUUAUUUUGAAAUACUCAAGAGUCCGACGUGUGUUUGUGCACUGAUCGGUCACCAAACAUCUGUUGGACAAAUGACGUCCCCGUCAGCCUCAGAGGAAAUGUUUAGAAGUGGUGACCUGCUGAGGGCAGAUGAAAACUAGCUCGAAGCUAACUCCUGUACAGGGUUAUGUUUAAUAUUGUACACUGGGCCCAUUACAAAAACAAUAAAUACAUAAAAAAACACAAUUUUUCUGCAGCACAGGGGCGUGUCCAGAGGGGCAGUUUGAGCCCCCCUUGAGCUCUAGUUGGCCACCCUAAAAAAACUACGAUUGGCAAUUUGCCUGGUCAGAGGCGGGACCUAUGUUAUAAAAAAAAAUUGGGCAUGUUGCAGCUUUGAAUGGGUUUUAUUGCAGCACUUUUUCUUUUGUUAUACUUUAAAUCGUGACUUUGUUUUAUUAAAAACAUAAAAUUCUCUUUAUAAUUCAAACUCCGAUAUAAUCAGUCCUUUGAAUCCUGUGCGAUGGUGUUUAAUUCAGAUCUUUGUCCUCCAGUCUGUGAGGAGUGUCAGGAUUAUUUCCAGGACGAGUGUCCGUCCCACGGGCCCCCGCUGUUCAUCCGGGAUACACCUGCAGCCCCGGGGUCGGCCAACAGGGCAACGCUCACCGUCCCGUCAGGGCUGGAGGUCUUCACCGAGGGAGACGAGGUGGAUGUUCGCUGCGUGGAUCCAAAUAUCCUGAAGGGGGCGGUGUUCGGUCCGUUUGAAGGGGAGCUGGUGACCAAAGACAAAUCCUCAGGCUUCUACUCCUGGAUAAUCGUCGAUCAUAACAACACGUACCGAUCCAUCGAUGGCAGCGACGAGACCAAAGCCAACUGGAUGAGGUUUGUCCGUUCCUCAUCUGAGGAGAGCGACAGGAACUUGACGGCGUUUCAGCACCAGAAGAACAUCUACUUCAGAGUUUGUCGGACUCUGGAGGCCGGAGAGAAGCUGAGGGUUUGGUACAGCGACGACUACAUCCAACGACUUCACUGUGUCUCUCAGGAGAGCAUCGACCGCAACCUGGACUCAGGUACAGAGAAGCCUGCCGUCCUGCCAAACAUUCAGAAAGACUUUAAAUCUCCGUGCCUGCAGUCAGCUCUGCAGGGCAAACCCAGCCCGAGAAAACAACCUGACGAAGAGCCCGACGGCCAACCUCCUACCAAGAGGAAGAAGAUUGACCUCAUCUUCAAAGACGUCCUAAAGGCUACUCUUAAAGACUCCAGCAAGCUGUGCAUCUCAAAAGGCUGUAAACCAUCAACGCCCGGUUCGGGGUCGUCUGAAAGAAGCUUUAACGUUUCAAACCUGAAGGUGGAGGAGAACGAGAGCAGCGAGGCACCCUCCACCUCCUUCUGCCCCAACUGUGUCAAACUGAAGAAGAGGAUCCUAGAGCUGGAGGAGGAGCUGUCCCGUCUUAGGGGAGGAAGGGGCAGCGUGGUCGGGCCAUCAAUGUCUGAACAGCACCAGCCCCAAAACCACCAGGUCCCGCCUCACCCUGAACAAGGCCCCAUCGAAGAUUUACAAGGGAUGGAGUCCCUGACUCCCACUCAAGUGGUCCUGGAGGAAGACGACCAGGAUGUUGACUCUGCUGACGAGUCGAUUGCUACAGAACUUGUGAUUUUUCCAGAGGACUCAACAAAGUUUUCUUCUGGAGGAGGUCGACGGAUUCGCCGCUUCAAGCAGGAGUGGCUGAAAAAGUUCUGGUUCCUUCGCUACUCGCCAACUCUCAAUGAGAUGUGGUGCCAUGUUUGCCGCCAGUACACCGUCCAAUCAUCCAGAACAUCUGCCUUUAUCAUCGGCUCCAAGCAGUUCAAGAUCCACACCAUCAAGCUCCACAGCCAGAGCAACCUCCAUAAGAAGUGUCUGCAGCUGUACAAGCUGCGUAUGCAUCCAGAGAAGACCGAGGAGAUGUGCAAGAACAUGAUGAUGCUGUUCAACGCCGCGUAUCACUUGGCUCUCGAAGGACGACCCUUCUCUGACCUCCGUCCACUGGCAGAGCUUCUGAAGAGGUGUGAACUCAAAGUGGUGGACCAGUACAUGAAUGAAGGAGAUUGUCAGAUCCUUGUUCACCACAUUGCCCAUACUGUGAAGGAAGACCUGGCUGAGAAGAUGCGCCUGUCUCCCUUCCUCAGUGUCAUAAUGGACGCCCAAAAUGACGACCUUUUCUCAGACAUGGUGGCAGUGUACGUCCAGUUCAUCACCAAUGAGGGCUCCCCGAACACAGAGUUCCUGUCCUUGCAAAGGCUGAACAUGGCUAGUGUGGACGGGUAUCUUCAGGCAAUGGACCGAGCCUUUGGGGUCCUUGGUCUCAGGUUUCAGGACUUACUGGUGGUGGGUCUGGGGCUCGACGGCACCAACAUCUCUUCAGGAACGAGAGCCAGCCUAUACAUGGCUGUACAAAAGACCUUUCCAUGGAUCCUUUGUCUUCCUAUCAUGAUCCAUCGUCCCCAUCUGGAGGUGCUGGAUGCCAUCAGUGGGAAGGAGCUCUCCUGCCUGGAGGAUCUGGAAAACAACCUCAAGCAGCUUCUCAGUUUCUACCGCUACUCGCCUCGCAUGAUGGCUGAGCUGCGAUCCACCGCGCCAACGCUGUCGGAGGAGACAGAGUUCCUUGGAGACAUUAGAGCCAUUCAAUGGAUCAUAGGAGAACCAAACGUCCUUAACGCAUUAAUCAAAGAUUACCUGGAGGUAGUCGCACACCUGAAGGAGAUCAGCAGCCAGACACAAAGGGCUGAUGCAGCUGCCAUCGCACUGACCCUCCUCCAGUUCCUCAUGGACUAUCAGUCAGUGAAGCUCAUCUACUUCCUUCUCGACAUCAUAGCUGUUCUCUCUCGUUUAGCCUUCACCUUCCAAGGGGAGUACCUGCUGGUGUCACAGGUGGAAGCCAAGAUUGAGGAGGCUGUCCUGGAGAUUGGUCAGUUGGUGGACUGCCCCGGAGAAUAUCUGCAGGAGUUUGAGGAAAAUUUCCGUGAAAGUUUUAACGGCGUUGCUCUAAAGAACCUCCGGGUUGCCGAGUCCAAGUUUCAGUCCAUCCGAGAAAAGAUCUGCAACCGCAGCCAGGUAAUCCUGUCUCAGAGGUUGGACCUACAGAGCUGUUCAUUUGCCAAAGCCUGCAGGGUCCUGGAUCUGUCCACCUGGCCUCACAACCGGGAGGACCUGCAGGCUUACGGGGAGGAAGAAAUCCAGAUGAUAUUCAACCAUCUGGAGUCCAUCCCCACUGGGGGUCAGGAGGGCUCCCUGGCCAGGACCGAGGCCAAAGGCAGCCUGGUGGGGGAGUGGAAGGAUUUGAAAUCAGACUACUACAGUAUGAACGGUUUCAAAGAGGUCAUCAGUCAUGUCUGCAGGUACAAGCAGCGCUUUCCUCUGCUGAACCGGAUCAUACAAGUCAUCAGGGUCCUGCCCAGUUCCACGGCCUGCUGCGAUAAAGGCAGAGGGUCUCUACAGAAGAUGUGUAAGAACAAUCGUUCCCGGCUGACUCUGGAGCAGAUGAACGACCUGCUGACUGUUGCGGUGAACGGACCGCCCAUCUCUAACUUUGAUGGGAAGCGAGCGUUGGACAGCUGGUUUGAGGAGAAGUCUGGCAGCAGUUACUCUCUGUCAGCUGAGGUGUUGAACAGGAUGUCGUCCGCUGAUCAGAAGUCUGUCCUGCACAGUGUCGAUGUUAACACAGACUUCUACCCGGAUAUUUAACUACAAAGAAACAUUGUAAAGCUGAGCUAAUGAGAAGAAAAGGUUUUUUAAACAUUGAUAACAUAUUGCCGUCCAAUCUUUCUAAACGGUAAAGGACAGGGGGGUCUUUGCUCCAUCUGUUCUUCACUGCUGAGUAAACCUCUGUGUGAGAGAGAUUCCUGCUCAGCUGAGUGAAACAUUCCCGGGCGGGCAAGGAAUCAAGCAAAAAGCAGGGGCCGCGUGGCUUUAUCUGCAGUGACAGUAAAGAGACACAACACAACGACAAAUACAUGCAAAAUAAAUAUACAUGUGUAUGUUGAUCAAAGAAGCAAAACACAGACAAAAAGACAAUAAAACAAACACAUGUAAGGCUUUCACAAACUCCUGAAAAUUCCAGGAGGAGCUGACAUCCAAAUCUUUCCCUCUAGCCAUUUUCACAUCUGCACUCAUCUGCAGACUUUCCCUGUAGGGAAUGCAGCAGGUUCAUUAGAGCACGGAGAUGGUAGAGGUGGCGUGCAGACAGUCUAUGGUCGUGCAGCGAUCACAGGGAAUAAACGUCACCACCCCCUCCCACUCGCUCCAGGUGAAUUCUCCUGAUUAUAUCCUGCUGCGUUCUCACAUCAGCUCACUCUGACUUUCUGCAGAAUAAAUACGAGGAGGCUGGAGGAGAAACUCCGGGUGAAGAGAGAAACAUUCAGCUGUUUGUGUUCACACAUGACGCUCAGAAAAUAUCAGGAGGAUUCUGCAGGUGUGAACGUCCUAUCUGACUUCACCUGGAGUUUCUUUGCCUCCUAGUAUUUUUCCGCAGCAACUCCAAGUGAGCUGAUGUGAGAAUAUACAUGUAGAAGGAUAUAAUCAGCAGUCCUCCUGAAAUGAUCUAGAUAUUUUCAGGAGUGCAUGUGUGAAAGCGGCUAAAGAGAAAAAAAAGACUGGUUUAGCGUCCCACGUACAAAGGCUACAGUCCUUAUCGCACGGGUCAGAGGAUCGAUUCCCAAUCCUGACGUAAUCUCCCCACCAAAGAAAAAGUUUAAUGUCUAAAAAAAAGUCCCACGAAAAGACACAAGACGACCACAGGGGGACACCAGAAACCCUUGUGAUGGGUCCCUCAACUACCACAGAGACUGAAAACAGUAAGAAACUGUAAAUCAUUUCAACAAGGCGAACAGGGACAGAAAACGACCACACAAUAAGUUUAUGUCUGGACGGUUGUUUGGCCCAUGCCAGGGUUUGAUUGACAGCUGUCACACCAGCACAAACAAACCGCAAUAACGAGUUAGUUUGAACUGAACCAAACGGGUUAGGUGUGAAAACCAAAACAAAUCAAAGAUGCAAAUGAGAAGAACUCACAGAUGCAAAACAACCACAAACAACUUGUCCCGUGUGCCAGAUGAGCGGCUGUGGACUGAGACCGGCCGUGUCCAGCUGGAUCCAGUGAUGAAGUCUUCUUUCUCUGCUGGUCUUUGUCUAGCUGAGCUCGCUGAGGGUCCCUGCUCUUGUCAGAUUGGAUAAAUAAGCUCUUGUCUCUUGAAUAAAAUGUCAGUUAUACGUGAGAAACAAUCAGUGAGCAGAGCGUGUGUCCCGCUGAGCGUCUCUGCAUGCUUACAGACUAGGUAUUCAGUGGCGUUGAGUAUGAAGGCUUUAUAUUUCUAAUAGAAAAGCUUCUUCUUGUAUAGAUCCUAUAAAGUGUAUAUACUGGAUGCUGUCGAGCCUGUUUGUAAGAGACUAUUUUUCUCUUGAAUUUCAUGAUUGUGCCAAAACGAGCGAAAGAAAAAAAGGUGCUUUCCUGCCACGUUGUGUUUAUAAUGCUGCAGGUCCUGCGAUGAUUCUACUUCCUGUUUGGAGGAACUUCAGUCUCAGCAAAGCCAAAGCUAACGCUCACAAGGAUUUAAGAGUAACGAAGACUGCAUGAUGAUUUUAAACUGUUUCUAUUCAGUGAAAAGUUUCAAAGAUGACGUUAUGAGAUGCUGAGACGACUUCAGCUCGACUUCCUGUCCUGAGGCUGAAGAAGUUGAGGACAUUUUGGGAAAUUCACUUAAUUUACAGCCUGCUUCGGGUCGCUGGUGGAGCAGUGGUCAGUGCUCGUGCCCAAAGUAUGGAGGCUGUAGUCCUCCAGGCGGGCGGCCCAGGUUCAAAUCCAACCUGUGGCUCCUUUCCUGCAUGUCAUUCCCCUCUCUCUCCCUGAUUUCUGACUCUAUCCACUGUCCUAUCUCUCCAAUAAAGGCACAAAAAGCC
Messenger RNA from Labrus mixtus (cuckoo wrasse), 5933 nucleotides. It is a transcript of the gene prdm11, whose product is annotated as PR domain containing 11. Bases 522 to 3722 code for a protein of 1066 amino acids. The transcript is spliced from 5 exons. The record is from RefSeq and is a predicted model, not a curated record. Lineage: Eukaryota; Metazoa; Chordata; Actinopteri; Labriformes; Labridae. Gene Ontology annotation, molecular function: protein binding.